Messenger RNA from Haliaeetus leucocephalus (bald eagle), 1124 nucleotides. It is a transcript of the gene PARP11, whose product is annotated as poly (ADP-ribose) polymerase family, member 11. NCBI's taxonomy places the organism in Eukaryota, Metazoa, Chordata, Aves, Accipitriformes, Accipitridae. The transcript is spliced from 7 exons. Bases 1 to 1005 code for a protein of 334 amino acids. The record is from RefSeq and is a predicted model, not a curated record. Gene Ontology annotation, molecular function: NAD+ poly-ADP-ribosyltransferase activity.
AUGUUUCAGGAAAUGCUUCAAAGAACAUCAGAAGAUUUUUUUCCAAAGAUGGAAAGUUCAGUUGAAGAGAUGGAUACCUCUGAUACCCAGUGGGGCUGGUUUUAUUUGGCUGAGUGUGGUAAAUGGCAUAUGUUUCAGACCGAUUCAAACAGUCAUUGCUCUGUUAGCAGUGAAGAUAUUGAAAGGAGCUUCCGAACAAACCCACAUGGUUCUGUUUCUUUUACUACUGCAAAAUUUAACUACACACUAGACUUUGCAGUGAUGAAACAAACCAACCUAACUACCCUUAAGCAACGUCCAAUAAAGAGAGCUCCCUUUUCUAUCAGUGCUUUCAGUUUCAUCUGUGAAAAUGAGGCUAUCCCUAUGCCUUCACACUGGGAGAAUGUAAAUAGUGAGGAACCAUACCAGCUUAUUCCAUUGCAAAAGAAAACAAAUGAAUAUAAUGAAGUUUCUAGUCUCUUUGGAAAAACAAUGGAUAGCCACCGAAUUAAAAGAAUUAAGAGAAUACAAAAUCUAGACUUGUGGGAGUUUUUUUGCAGGAAAAAAGCUCAGCUAAAGAAGAAAAGAGGUGUCCCAACUAUUAAUGAGCAGAUGUUAUUUCACGGCACCAGUAAUGAAUUUGUAGAAGCAAUAUGCAUUCAUAACUUUGACUGGAGAAUAAAUGGGAUGCAUGCUGCUGUAUAUGGAAAAGGGACAUAUUUCGCAAGAGAUGCAUCAUAUUCCAGUCGUUUCUGCAAAGAGGACAUGAAGCAUGGAGAUACUUUUCAAAUUCAUGGUGUGAAUCUGCAGCCUCAUCUGCAUAGACCAGAUAAAGUCAUGUUUCUUGCUCGUGUAUUAACUGGUGACUAUAUCAAUGGUGAUUCAAAAUACAUGAGGCCUCCUUCAAAAGAUGGAAGUUUUGUGAACUUGUAUGACAGCUGUGUGGAUAACACCUGGAACCCAAAGAUCUUUGUUAUCUUUGAUGCCAACCAAAUCUACCCUGAAUACUUAAUAGAAUUUUGUUAAGUUUGAAAAGAGCUGAACUGAGUAUUGUUUGUGUCUUUUUUUAUACUUUUGUUCCUUUUGUAAAGACAACAAUAUAAAAACAUGAAGUGUGAAAGGAGAGAGGUGAAAGAAGAGCUAGC